Messenger RNA from Penicilliopsis zonata CBS 506.65, 1491 nucleotides. RefSeq lists its product as hypothetical. Gene Ontology annotation, cellular component: mitochondrion. NCBI's taxonomy places the organism in Eukaryota, Fungi, Ascomycota, Eurotiomycetes, Eurotiales, Aspergillaceae. The transcript has 4 exons. Gene Ontology annotation, biological process: GABA catabolic process. Gene Ontology annotation, molecular function: pyridoxal phosphate binding. The record is from RefSeq and is a predicted model, not a curated record. Bases 1 to 1491 code for a protein of 496 amino acids.
AUGGCUUCUAUUGCCCGCUCCAGCCUCCGGGUGCGCUCUGUUGCGCGUUUGCCUGCGGUUCGUGCUAUGAGCACCACCCGUGUGCUGCGUGCCGAUAAGCCCUUCUUCCCUGAGGAGCCGUCGGGACCCAAGGUGGUCACCGCCAUUCCGGGCCCCAACAACAAGAAGGCUGCUGCUGAGCUGAACGAGGUGUUUGAUGUGCGUAGCAUGAACAUGCUCGCUGACUAUACCAAGUCGGUUGGAAACUACAUUGCCGAUCUGGAUGGAAAUGUUCUCCUUGAUGUCUACGCUCAGAUUGCGUCCAUCCCUGUGGGAUACAACAACCCUCAUCUCCUUAAGGCUGCCGCCUCGCCCCAGAUGGCGAACUCCUUGAUCAACCGCCCAGCCCUUGGCAACUUCCCUUCUGCUGAUUGGGCCAGCAUCCUGAACACCGGCAUUCUCAAGGUUGCCCCCAAGGGACUGGACCAGGUGUUCACCGCCAUGGCCGGCUCCGAUGCCAACGAGACCGCAUACAAGGCCGCCUUCAUGUACUACCGUCAGCGCGAGCGUGGUGGACCUGAGGUUGAGUUCAGCGAGGAGGAGAUUGCCAGCACCAUGAACAACCAGUCGCCCGGCUCCCCCCAGCUGUCCAUCAUGUCCUUCCGCUCUGCCUUCCACGGCCGCCUCUUUGGCAGUCUGUCCACCACGCGCAGCAAGCCUAUCCACAAGCUCGACAUUCCUUCCUUCGAUUGGCCCCAGGCGCCAUUCCCGCAACUCAAGUACCCGCUUGAGGAGCACGCCCAGGAGAAUGCCGCCGAGGAGCAGCGCUGCCUGCAGGAGGUGGAGCGUCUCAUCAAGGAGUUCCACAACCCCGUCGCUGCCGUCGUGGUGGAGCCCAUCCAGUCCGAGGGAGGCGACAACCACGCUUCGCCUGCCUUCUUCAACGGUCUCCGCGAGAUCACCAAGCGCCACAAUGUGCUCUUCAUUGUCGAUGAGGUGCAGACCGGUGUCGGCGCGACCGGCAAGUUCUGGGCCCACGACCACUGGAACCUCCAGACCCCGCCGGACAUUGUCACCUUCUCUAAGAAGGCCCAGACCGCCGGCUACUACUACGGCAACCCGGCUCUCCGCCCCAACAAGCCGUACCGCCAGUUCAACACCUGGAUGGGUGACCCAUCCCGCGCCCUGAUCUUCCGCGCCAUCAUCGAGGAAAUCGAGCGUCUUAAGCUGGUUGAGAACACCGCCAUCACCGGUGACUACCUCUACGCUGGUCUCGAGCGCCUGUCCCAGCAGUACCCGGAGCACUUCCAGAACCUCCGUGGUAAGGGCCAGGGUACCUUCAUCGCCUGGGACACCCCGAACCGUGAUGAGAUCCUGGUCAAGGCCAAGAGCUUCGGCAUCAACAUCGGCGGUAGCGGCGCGAGCGCUGUCCGCCUGCGUCCCAUGCUGAUCUUCCAGAAGCACCAUGCCGAUAUCCUCCUUGAGAACCUCGAGAAGAUCAUCAAGCAGUAA